Messenger RNA from Eutrema salsugineum, 878 nucleotides. Its product is annotated as early nodulin-like protein 2. The coding region runs from base 92 to 730 and encodes 212 amino acids. The record is from RefSeq and is a predicted model, not a curated record. NCBI's taxonomy places the organism in Eukaryota, Viridiplantae, Streptophyta, Magnoliopsida, Brassicales, Brassicaceae. The transcript has 2 exons. Gene Ontology annotation, molecular function: electron transfer activity. Gene Ontology annotation, cellular component: plasma membrane.
UACAAAUCACCCAAGAGGCAGCAAAACACACACACACACACACAACUAAAGUGAGAAAUCAAGAACUUCAGGUUUAGUUAAAAUUUUGGGGAUGGGGUUGGUCAAAAGGUUUGAUGUUUCCUUGAUGAUUGUGAUGUUGAUGGGUUUGGGGUUUACAAUAGGGUUAUCAAAUGGGUACAAGUUCUAUGUUGGUGGGAGAGAUGGUUGGGUCCUUAAACCUUCCGAGGAUUAUUCUCAUUGGUCUCACCGAAACCGCUUUCAAGUCAACGACACUCUUUAUUUCAAGUAUGCGAAGGGAAAAGAUUCAGUGUUGGAGGUGAGUGAAGAAGAGUACAACACAUGCAACACAACUCAUCCCAUAGCUUCCCUCUCAGACGGAGACUCUCUCUUUGUGCUUAGCCGCUCAGGUCCGUUCUUUUUCAUCAGCGGCAACUCGGAAAACUGCCUCAAAGGCCAGAAGCUAGCCAUCACAGUCAUGUCCGCCGCCCACCACAGCCGCACUCCUCAUCAGCCAUCUCCCUCCCCGUCACCUUCUCUGUCUCCGGUCCAACAGGCUUCGUCGUCUCCGGCGUCUUCUCCGGGAGUGGUUCCUUCUGAUUCAGAAGCUCUUGCUCCGGCUCCAGGGCCCGCGUCGGCCCGCAAUUCCGCCGGUUUGGUUGGUCCGGGUGUGGUUUCUCUAGGCUUGGUUCUUGUGGUUGUCAUAAGUUUUCCGGGUCAUUUUUGUUUGUGAAGGUGUUAAUUCCUCUAGAGUUGAGAUGGGUCUAAUAUUAAUGUGCCGUUUUAUUUUGUUUGAAUUUUGAAGCAUUUGUGACUGUUUUAUGUUUUUCCUGUCUCGUAUAUGUCCUAGCUAAUAUUUAAUCAUGACUUAUUAUAUCAAA